Letharia lupina is the source of this 1155-nucleotide messenger RNA. RefSeq lists its product as uncharacterized. The transcript has 3 exons. Lineage: Eukaryota; Fungi; Ascomycota; Lecanoromycetes; Lecanorales; Parmeliaceae. The record is from RefSeq and is a predicted model, not a curated record. The coding region runs from base 1 to 1155 and encodes 384 amino acids.
AUGUACCCAGUAUCCGUGGUCCUCAUUAAAUGCUCGAUACUGUCCCUACUCUACCGCAUAUUCCAUGUCCCUCGACUCAAAAUAUACGCCGCGACGAUUGGUGUGUCAGUCAUAUCUUGGGGAAUAACGACACUAGUGGUGAUAAUAUUCAAUUGCAAUCCCAUCAAUGCCUAUUGGGACACCCAGAUUACGAACAAAGCCUGCGUUAAUACCUUGCAUUACUUCCUGGGCAUACAAAUACCCAACAUCAUCUUGGAUGUCGUGAUCAUGAUUCUUCCCCUGCCCUAUCUGUGGAGAUCCCACAUCACUCUAUCGUCACACAAGGCUGGACUUCUGUUCGUCUUCACCCUUGGCGGCUUCGUCAUCAUCGCGGCUACUCUUCGUUUGAACACCAUUGCCGUCCAUAAACAUUCGGUUGACUUUACCUAUGAUCUCAUUGACCUCAGCGUCUGGACCGCCCUCGAAACCAGCACCGGGGUCCUCUGCGCCUGUUUCGCCGCCAUGCAACCCCUCCUCGAUUUCGCAAUUUUUGGCAUACUUGACACCGAGCGAAGCACACCUUCCACAGCCGGCCGCGUAGCCCGUCCCAGCCCCGAGCCCGAGUCCACGGACCGCCAGAACAGAUGGUCUUUGAAACAAUGGCCCCGUCACAACACUGCUCCACCGGCUCUGGAGAACGCCGGACUGAGACCUAUCCGGGACAUGAUUCGCAGAGGGAAGCAUACGGCCUCGAGUUCCUGGGGCUUCAACCAACCUUUACCUCCCGACUUCCAGGACGAGCCGCUGCGGUCAACGCAACCGGCAGAGACUAUCCGCCACUUGCUACGGAAGGGCUACCAGACAGAAAGGAGUUCCUUCGGCGCCAACCAACCCAUACCUCCCGAUCCCACGGACGAGCCGAUGCCGAUCCGUGACGGGAGAAACGAGGAGGAGGAGGGGGAGGAGGAGGGGGAAGAGGAGGGGCACGAUACCUACGACAUCGAGCGCGCGACGGAAACGCGAACGUCACAAAAGACCAAGCCGGCCGGCGUGUCCCGCUUCAACGCCUUCAACGACGUGGACAACAUCGCGCGCGAGGAGCGCUCCCGCCGCAUGAGGAAGAAGAUGGAGAGCGCGGGCUGGCCCAUGACGGGCGAACGACGCACUUGGAUUUGA